CUUAAAAUGAAUUUAAAAAAUAUCAAACCCUCUCUCGAAGUUUCCUUCUCUAACUUCCUUCCCCAUCUCUCUCCUACAAAGAUAUUUUUGUUGUUCAUUCUCUUCCCCUUCCACAAAAAAAAAAAUCAAAAUAUCAAAAAGCCAUUGCUUUCUAUACUCUCCAUUAAUUCAUAGAGAAACCUAAAUUUUCAGCUCAAUUUUGUUUUUGUUCCUAACGUCCGAUGCUGUGAAAUCGAUUUUCGAUCGAGAGAGAGAGAUCGUUGAAGACGCAGAGGUGAUCGGAGAGUCGGAGACGGAGGAGCGAUUCGGAAAUGGCGAGUGAAGGCGGAGGAUCCAACGUCAGAUCUAGCUACUACAGCGUACUUGGGAUUCGUAAAGACGCCUCCGUUUCCGACAUCCGCACUGCUUACCGUAAGCUCGCCAUGAAAUGGCAUCCAGAUAGGUACGCGAAGAAUCCUGGUGUCGCCGGAGAAGCUAAACGUCGGUUUCAGCAAAUCCAAGAAGCCUAUUCUGUUCUGCACGACGAGGGUAAACGCUCAAUGUACGACGCUGGGCUAUACGAUCCCUAUGAUGAUGAUGACGAUGACUUCUGCGAUUUCAUGCAAGAGAUGAUCUCAAUGAUGAACAAUGUCAAAGACGAGACCACAGAUUGUCUUCUUGAUCACGAACCGGGAGACAGCUUAGAAGACUUGCAACGGAUGUUUACGGAUAUUGUUGGUGGAGAUGGUGUAAGCUUCGACUGUAACAACAGUCCAAAGAGUAGCAAACGACCACGUAUCAACAUCUCAAGGAGUAGUGCUGCGAUGCGUUAAUACUUUGGUUCUCUUUUGUGUAAGUGUGGUGUUGUUGUAUUAUUAUUGUAUCAAGCUAAGUUUCAAUUCCGUUUUCUAUUUUCUAGUCACUCAAGACUAUAAAAUAAAAUAAUCUUUAAGAACCAACUAGUAGCUAGAACUAGUUUAGAAUUAUUGGAAUUUCUUUCUUUGACUAGAAAAGUUGUUUUUUUUUUCCCACGUGACUCAAUCUCAAAUGUUAUCUCAUAAUUUUGUUAUGAUCUCAUUGAAAA
This is a messenger RNA of Thlaspi arvense, 1063 nucleotides long. NCBI's taxonomy places the organism in Eukaryota, Viridiplantae, Streptophyta, Magnoliopsida, Brassicales, Brassicaceae. The record is from the annotation of a GenBank genome assembly.